AUGCUUUUUUUUCUUUGCAAAGUGAAUUGUCGCGAAAUAAAAAUUGAUAACAAAAAAAGUGUGCGAAACUUGUCUCCGCCUCGCUUCUCUUCUUGACAGUUUUUUGCCUCGAAACUUGGAACAUUUCAUCGACUUUUUACUGGAUCAUUUCCUAUUCCUCUUACAACAAAAGUAUCGAUGGAGUCUGUGAAUAGUGAAGAACACAAAAUAAACGAGGCACCCGCGCCACCCGUCAUUGUCAUUAAUAGCUCCACGAAAGAAGAGCAGGAGGCAACACAAACCGACAGAAUAGAAGGGCAAAUGAAGAAAAUCGAUUCGGUCUUUGAUGAGCAGAAUGUAGCGUCAUUGGAAGGUGUCAAUUCAAAAAAUGAGAUUUCCGGAUCGGUAUCAAGUUCCAGUUUUGAGGAGCUGAACGCAGAGACUGAAGAUUUAUCAGAAAGAAGUGAAGUCGAAAAAGACGAAGAUCUAGGGAGAGUUGUUGAAGAACAUAAAGAACCGGCACAAGUUCCAGUAGAAUCGGAAACUCCGGAAACUUCUAAAAAAGAAAUCCACCAAGAAGAAGAAAUCUCUGAACUUGAGAAAGUUCCUGAAACAGUUGAAGAAGAAAUUGAAGUCGUCAAUACUUCCGUAGAAAUUACUGAAGUAAAGAAGGAAGUGAUCGAAGAAGUUAAGAUCUCAGGCCUCAAAGAAGAAGAAACUCCGGUUCCAAAAAUGAGAGCUCAGCAGCAAGUUCCAGUUGCUGCUGACAGGCCAAUCAGGCGGCUUUCGAUUGCAAGGGCAUCUAUGAUGACCCCAAAAGCAUCACCUAAACUUGCAAAGUAUAUGGAGCCGGUUAGAGAAGAAGGACAAAAGAAAAAGAAGACGAGAAGUAUGUUUUCGUGGCUUGGUGGUGAUUCGUCAAAAAAGAAGAACAAGGAAGUUUUGGAGACGGUUUCCGAAGGUCUCCGCAAGAUUUACAAGCAGAAACUCCUGCCUCUUGAAGAAUUCCACAAGUUUCACGACUUUCACAGCCCAGCUCUCGAUGAUCCGGAUUUCGAUGCCAAACCAAUGAUCCUGCUCGUCGGGCAAUAUUCGACCGGAAAAACGACUUUCAUCCGUUACCUCCUCGAGUCCGAUUUCCCAGGAAUCCGAAUCGGUCCAGAGCCAACCACCGACAGAUUCAUUGCUGUGAUGCAUGGUGAUGAAGAAGGAAGCAUUCCUGGAAAUGCUCUUGUUGUUGACGCAAAGAAGCAGUUCCGUGCUCUGUCAGGAUUCGGAAACGCAUUUUUGAAUCGAUUCCAGUGCUCGACUCUUCCAAAUCAAGUUCUCGAAAGUGUAACGAUCGUUGAUACACCUGGAAUCUUAUCCGGAGAAAAGCAAAGAAUCGAUCGCGGAUAUGAUUUCACUGGAGUUUUAGAGUGGUUCGCUGAACGUGUCGAUCGUAUCAUUCUUCUUUUCGAUGCUCACAAGCUUGACAUUUCCGAUGAGUUCAAGAGAUGUAUUGAAGCAUUGGCUGGAAACGAGGAUAAAAUACGAAUUGUUCUCAACAAGUCAGACAUGGUUGAUCAUCAACAGUUGAUGAGAGUCUACGGAGCUCUGAUGUGGUCACUGGGAAAAGUAUUCAAAACUCCAGAAGUUUCACGUGUCUAUUUGGGAUCAUUCUGGGAUCAUCCACUUCACUACGAUCUCAAUCGUCGACUUUUCCAAGACGAGCAGCACGACCUGUUCCAAGAUCUUCAAGCAUUGCCACGUAACGCUGCUCUCCGAAAGUUGAACGAUCUGAUCAAGAGAGCUCGUCUCGCCAAGGUUCACGCAUACAUUAUUGCUGAGCUUCGUAAGCAAAUGCCAUCGAUGAUCGGAAAGGAUAAGAAGAAGAAGGAUUUGAUCCAAAAUCUUGACAAGAUCUACGAGCAACUCCAGAGAGAACACAAUAUAUCUCCAGGAGACUUCCCAGAUGUGAACAAGAUGAGAGAGAAGCUUCAAACACAGGACUUUAGCAAAUUCAAUCCACUCAAGCCAAAGCUUUUGGAGGUUGUCGAUGGAAUGCUUGCCACUGAUAUAGCACGAUUGAUGGCUCAAAUUCCAAAGGAAGAAGCCGCAGCCCCAGCAGGAUCAAACGGAAGCGCCGAUCCAACUGUCAGAGGAGGAGCCUUCAGCCAAACAACAGAAGCAGAAACUCCGUUCGGUUUCGGACGUGGAGAAGGAUUCGACAAGGGAGCCGACGAAGCCGAAUGGGUUGUUAGUCGGGAACGCACAACUGCCGACUCGACAUUCGAAAGUCUCGGACCAGUUAACGGAUAUCUCAGCGGAAGAGCUGCCAAGGAGCACAUGGUUAAGAGCAAAUUACCAAACUCAGUGCUCGGAAAAGUAUGGAAAUUGGCUGAUAUUGACAAGGAUGGACAGUUGGAUGCUGACGAGUUUGCACUUGCCAACUAUUUGAUCAAUUUGAAAUUGGAAGGACACGAGAUUCCAAGUGAGCUGCCAAAACAUCUCAUCCCACCAUCAAAACGUGGAGAGCAAGAUCCAGUCUACCCAUCGCUCAACGACAACGAUGAAUGAAAACAUUUCACUUAUUAGUUUUCAAUGAAUACCGAAACCAAAAAAAUUCAAUUGUUUUACCGAAAAUGUCCUAUCUAGUUAAUAUGAAUCAAGCAAACGUGUUUUGUGAUACGACCCCCUUCUCUCACCUUCCCUUCCAAAUUUUCACUCUACAUUUAUAGAAUGCUUUGAAUGCAUAAUUCACAUCCCAUGUUCAUUUCCCCCUAUUAUUUUUUUUUGUUUUUUCUCCGACCCUUCCAUCUAAAAAAAAUAAUUUAUUGCCUCUAAUUUCGCAAAAAAAUAUGGUCGACUGCUUCAUGGUAUUCGAGUUGACUUUUGCCUUGACCCUCUCACCCGCACCCCACACCCCACACAUCGAGUGAUUUUAAUAAAGAAUUUGCAUUUUAAAACAGUUUAUAAAUAUAU
Molecule: messenger RNA, 2943 nt
Organism: Caenorhabditis elegans
Lineage: Eukaryota; Metazoa; Nematoda; Chromadorea; Rhabditida; Rhabditidae
Gene: rme-1
Product: Dynamin-type G domain-containing protein
Exons: 8
Coding region: 178-2538 (786 amino acids)
Cellular component (GO): plasma membrane; endosome membrane; cytoplasm
Molecular function (GO): GTP binding; calcium ion binding; GTPase activity
Source: RefSeq, marked reviewed